Camellia sinensis is the source of this 660-nucleotide messenger RNA. The record is from RefSeq and is a predicted model, not a curated record. Lineage: Eukaryota; Viridiplantae; Streptophyta; Magnoliopsida; Ericales; Theaceae.
AUGGAGAAUAUUACACUUAUUGGUAAGAGGCUGGUUUCAACUUAUAGUUGUCAGAAGAGUUAUGUUGACCGUAAAAGGAGACCAUUAUCAUUUGAAGUAGGAGAUCAAGUCUUCUUGAAAAUAUCUCCUAGAUGGGGAUUGAUGAGUGCAGAGAAAAUUGCAGAUCUUCUGUAUGAUUCGCUUAGGGUUUUUGCCAUGGCGGAGGAGGAGAAGAGGCGGGCUUUAGGGCUUGGGAGGCGGUCGAAUCGGGGCGAUUUGAAGUCUGCGUCGGUGAUGAGGGAUCGGGGAUUGUGGAUGAAUCGUGACAAGAGAAUUGUGGGUCCGAUCCCUGGUGUUUACAUUGGUGAUUUGUUCUUUUUUAGAAUGGAAUUGUGUGUAAUUGGACUCCAUGGCCAAGCUCAAGCCGGGAUUGAUUACCUUCCGGCGAGUCAGAGCUCGAAUCACGAGCCAAUUGCGACGAGUAUAAUUGUCUCCGGUGGGUAUGAAGACGAUGAAGAUGGGGGUGAAGAGAUAAUUUACACUGGUCAAGGUGGGCAAGACAAGAAUUCGAAGCAAUGUGUUCAUCAGAAGUUGGAAGGCGGAAAUCUUGCUUUGGAGCGGAGUAUGCAUUACGGGAUUGAAGUCAGAGUGAUUCGAGGCCGGAAAUAUGAAGAAUAUUAA